This is a messenger RNA of Arachis ipaensis, 1224 nucleotides long. The record is from RefSeq and is a predicted model, not a curated record. Lineage: Eukaryota; Viridiplantae; Streptophyta; Magnoliopsida; Fabales; Fabaceae.
AUGGCAAAGCAGAAGGCUAUUGCCAUCAUCUACGGUGACUGGGAUGAGUCAUACAACGACAUCCCUAGGUGGGUGUUGGGUGUCCAGCUGACGAUGCCUGGAAGUGUUGCGGUCCUCAGGACGAGCCCGGUUCUAGUUGGAGGACAGGUGGACGAGUCUCAAGCGUAUUUCCACAGACUUUUCUGGACUUUCCCUCCGUGCAUCGAGGCAUUCCGUCAUUGCAAGCCGCUAGUCAGCAUUGAUGGCACACAUCUGUAUGGGAAAGUCCUGGAGAUUCUUUCUCUCGCACCUUCGAGAGCACGUGACCCGCAGCCCGGUCUGCUGGUUAUAUCGGACAGGCACAACGGCAUCAAGGCUACGCUUGAGGCCCCUGACGGAGGUUGGUUACCGCCAUCGGCGUACCGUGCAUUCUGCAUACGACACGUAGCGGCUAAUUUUGCCCUUACCUUCAAGGGCAAAGACGCUAGGAGGCUACUAGUCAAUGCGGCGUAUGCGAAGACUGAGGUUGAAUUUGAUUACUGGUUUGAUAUUCUUCAGUCUGAAGACCCAGCGAUGUGUGACUGGGCGAACCGGAUUGACUACUCCUUGUGGACUCAACAUCGUGAUGAGGGUCAGAGAUUCGGUCACAUGACGACGAACAUCUCCAAGUGUGUGAAUUCAAUCCUCAAGGGGGUCAGAAAUCUCCCUGUAGUAUCCCUGGUAAAGGCAACAUAUUGUAGGCUUGCGGAACUCUUUGUUCGGAAGGGGAGAGAGGCUGAGGCGCAGAUGGGAACCGGACAACAAUUCAAGACCACUCCGACUGGUUCUUUCUCCUUGGGUACCUACAGAGUAUCGCUUGCAUCGCGGACAUGUGACUGCGGGUACUUCCAGGCGCUUCAUUUCCCGGGUAAGCACGCACUUGCAUGCUGUGCCUACUCACGGCUCACCUGGACCUCUUACGUUCACAGCGUCUAUCAGAUUAGCUCGGUGUUCAGUGUGUAUCGGAUGGGAUUCACACCUCCGAUCCCAGAGGGCUUCUGGCCACCUUACGACGGGCCCACGGUGAUUCCGGACCCUGACAGGAGGCGUGCGAGAGAGGUUCGUCCUAGAUCCACAAGGAUACGGACGAAUAUGGACGAGGCAGAUCCGAAUCGGCCAAAGAGGUACGGCCUAUGUCGCCAACCCGGACACACACGACGUUGUUGCCCACAGGUUGGAGGAUCGUCUCAGGCAGGACGCCAUUAG